This is a messenger RNA of Dicrocoelium dendriticum, 7922 nucleotides long. NCBI's taxonomy places the organism in Eukaryota, Metazoa, Platyhelminthes, Trematoda, Plagiorchiida, Dicrocoeliidae. The record is from the annotation of a GenBank genome assembly.
GGAUGAAAUAAUCUACGAGGCGCCCAUUCCUUUUACCUUUCCCAGCCAUGCGCGGAAACAAAAAAGUGACUGCACCAGCGGGCACGUUGAUCUCUUUAGGCACGAAAACAAAGCGCUGUGCUCCAUCUCCUUCCGCGUCAAGUCCAACCGCUGUAAAGAAAUCCAAAAGUGAUCUACCUGUGGACGUUGAAGCUGGUGAAUUGGUGAGCCGUACGGAGUCUGCAUUGAACUCAGGAAACCUCGCCCUAGCGGAGUCACUCGUUCUAAGUGCCCUCUACCAACUGCGCGUAACUGGCAGUUCCGCUUUCUCCAGACCAGCUUCAUCCUCCUCUUCCUCCGGAUUCCGCGGUGUUUUAGCUUCGUCAGGUUCGAGAUUACUUACUGGCUUCUCUAUCGGAUUGUUGCUUUUGGCCCGGUCUCAUCCAACCCUGUUUGCUCGGGUUUCUGUGUUGGAUCAGCUGGUUUCCUUAUUGUCUCUAAGUCCUCGUGAUCUUGGUAUUUCUUUGCCCCCGGCUGCUGUAAGCACCAUCACCGCUCGUGCUCGCGGACUACACGUGCUUGUGGCAAAUUUAAUCUACCUAGCCCUGGAAAACCAAUCAAAGUGGCCUUCCAAUCUACUUAAAGCCUACCUAGAAGACAGUUUGUCCGAUCGAAUAUGGGUUGACCAGGACGAGUGCCGGUUGUUCGUGCUCAAUGUGGAGACUGCAUUUCCAAAAUCCUUCGGUGAUCCUCGAGGAUUAUUCUCUCUCAUUUCUACUCCCGUCGGUGGAAUGCUGCCCUGCGCUUCAGGUGCUGCUGGCUCUUCUGUCCAAAGUGGAGCAACCAAUGCGGUUCAAAUCGUCCUCGGUCUUUGCUCCGGCGCCUCAACAGGCAAGAAUGACAUUACAACCACGAAGUCAGAUGAGAUCACCGAAGCUGUUUCCACUGUUCUGCAGUCGCAGCCACCAUCAAUUGCCAAGCUCAUUCAUGGGACAGACCUAGCCACUUGUGUUGCUCCUCGUUUCGAGUUCUGUCGUCAGGCAAUUGAAGUGGUUAUUGUGAAUACACUUCGAGAAGCCCUUGGACGCAGAGGACCUAUCGGAAAUCAACAGCCCUCUUCAACACCCGCAGUGACCACCGCUCCGUCCACUGGUGGGUCUGCGUUGAUGAGCGCAGCUGCCGGUGCUCCUGGUGCAGCUAUAGCCGCUGGGGCUACAUUAGGCUCUAAUGAAUUGACUCAGUUACGGAGUCUGCUUCGCACUGUCGCAAUGGCAGUUGGCCUCCCGGAAGUCAGAGGAUUGGUAGCAUCCCGUUUGGAGAAUUGGCUCACGAAUCCAAAAGUGCAUUUGUUUAGCGUCGGUUUACUGGCUCUGUUGACUGCGAACUGCCGCCUUGGAGGCCUUUCUCCACAUGACUUGGAUUUAAUGAUUACCAUUAUUUACCGGAUUCGAUACAAGUUACUCAAACCAAACAUGCAGGGUGCAUUCUUUGAGUGUGUCAAUCACAUGGUGAAGGCGUCACCUACAAAUCUGUACACUUUGGUUAACCUAUGUCUUGCUUCUGAACUUCGUCCGCCGACUCCUCCGGAUGCACUUGAGUCCAAGCCUCAAUCCGCACAGCAUUUUAGUCAGGCAGUCCUCCGUAUUGUGGACUCUGUACGCACCAUGGCAAAUGACCAAUCUACGGAUGAUGAGUAUUCAACAACCCCUCAAGCUGGACAGCAGCAGCUGAUUUCCACAGCUAUGGCUGCCGUUGCUGCUGGAGCAGCCGCCGUUGCCUUUCGUUCAUCCGGAUCUCCAUAUCAACUGUUACCUUUUCUGCAUCAGCGUUACCCCGCUCAAUGGGUCCGCCUUGUGGGCAAUGCCAUUCAUGAACGAAUGCUCCUGUUGGCUACCUCAUGCUAUGCACCGCGCGAUCGUUCUCCGAUACCCGAGGAACAGUUGACCGAAGAUGUUCUAAAUGGACUAUCCCCGGUGUUUUCCAUCCUCCGUGAGCUGGCACGCAACUGGCGCUCCAGUACCUCAGAGGUGGCUUCUGGAGGAUCUGCUCUAAGCCAACAGAUUGGCAUCCAAACUUAUCUGCCAUGCGCAGAAUUGGCGGGUGCGGUGCUACAAGAUCGAGUGCACAGAGGAAACACGACGGUAUCUGCAGCUGCAGGUGCAAUCGUCGCCUCGUUAGUCAACGGAAAAGAUUCAGUCGGUUCCAAAGGCCACAUCGUUAACUUUCAGUUUUACCUUAAUGCUAUCGUUUCCCUGAUUGCUGGACUACAGAUGCUUUCAGCAAGUAGACCGCAUUUGAACAUUGCUCCGACCGUGAGACGCACAAACAACCAUACCGAUGCAAUGAAAGCUCAUCAGCUGGCGCUGCGGCAGAUUCGUCUUUCAUUCAUGCGGUGGUCUAAAACUAUCUUUCCCGCUAUCAUUAACGCUGCCGUGCAGUCUAUGACAGUUGGAGAGGGUACAGAGCUCAACGUCAAUUCUGCCGUGCUUGCUUGCUUUGAGGCGCUGAAACCAAGUUCACUGAUUCGCCGAGCGUUCAUGUUGGAUUCCAUCAGUCCACUGCACCAUCCAGACUCCAACGUAUAUGAAUUGUUUUCCUGUUACCCACUUCGGUUUAUUUGGACACCCGAUCAGGAUCAUAGCUCCUUGGCCCGACUAGUUACGGAUGCAUGUAUGCCAGAAAAACUUGCACACCAACUUUUAUUGUUGGGCUUGGAGCCAUCUUGGCAGUUACUCAGUCCAUUGGAAUCCUUGGAUAUUGUGUGUGAAUUGAUAUGGCAUGCAGCCUGCCUGGCCCGUGAUUCCGGACUGGAUUCUCUAAAUAUUGUCAAGACUGAACAGUUAAUCGAUCUUAUGUACGCCAGCUGUACCUACUCGUCUGACCAGCCGCUCCCACUGGAGAUAUCCGAGUUGGCCUAUGCCCCACCGUAUUGGAAGACCUCAAUCACUGCGGUUGUAUUGGCAGCUAGCUGCCCCCAGAGUUGUGGUUUGUUUUUCUGGUCCAACUAUCCAACUAUUCGCCGCAUGUUGGAGAUGGUAAUCACUGGCGACUUCGCCUGUUCUCCGGACUCCAUCCUCCUCGAAAGGGAUAGUAGUGUCUUCGAAUCUGAGAAGUUGAAUGCUGAAAUCGAGUUGCAGCUAAUCAUCCGCCUGGAAACAUUAAUGCUCAAUCCCACUUCGGACGAUGGUGGUUCCCAGCCUUCUGUAACCGUGACUCCGAAGACUUCAAAACUGUUAGGGAGGCUAGUACGAAAUAAUCCUCGCGGUCCUUGCCGAAUUCCGCCUCCAGAUCAGUUAACUACAUUGCAGUAUGUAGCCGAGAAACUAAAUCUUGGAAGAAAGUUAUGGUGUAGCCGUGAACCGGAUUUUCUACUAGAAUUGAUCAGGAUGCGCUCAUUUCCCGUCGUUGUACAGCCGUGGCUUAUCCGUAUGGUUGAAUCUAGCGGACCGGACCUCGAAAUGCUUCCUGUUCAAUGCCUGUGCGAAUACUUUCUCAAUGUCAACAUUUCGAAACUACAAACCAUUCACAAAGAUUUUUUACCAUCGCUGACUGUUGACGCCCAUGCUUCGGAUUCGCGCUGGUUCCGUGACACCAGGAACGCGAUGCUUUUUAGCUCAAAGGAAGCGUCGCAUGCUUCAGAGCCUACUAAUGAGAAACUUGGGGGUCACCUUAUCAACAGGCUUCGUGAAGAAAUACGCACUUUCGGGAACACAGUUGCCUCUGACGCUUUGUUACAUUCGUUCUUUACUCGUCUAUGUGAUUCACACAGCUUGGUCCGCCGAGCCGCACGCCAAUGUCUGCAUCUUCUAGUUGAUUCCGAAUCCACACCAGCCUCCAGUAAUAUUCUCGAUUCGGUCAGCACUUGGCUUCACGCUCUUCAACGACUGCGUUAUUUGCCAAUUCUUCGGAACGAGCCGUCCCUUGACAGUAUUGGCUACGAGAAUAAUGCCAAGCCUUUCCAACAUUUGUUAAUGACUGUUUUAUCGGCACUAUUGGUGGAAAAUGAUUUGGAUAUUUUAAGUGGCUACGUGAUCUUCCUCAGUCAGGUCACUCUAUCUCCGUCGUUCAUUUCCUGGCGCCCGGUAAUAGUCGGACUCACGAACUUUAUCUUAACGCGUUCAAGCAUUUUGUCGGCUCUGCUUCAUCGACCACUUUAUUCAACUGAGACGGCGAAUACUGCCUACCUGUCACUAGAGGCCUUGUGUGACAUGUUUGUCCGUUACAUUGAAUACAAUUGCACUGCAGCCGAGGCCAUUCCUAUCGAUGAGAAUAAGAGCGUGUUUGUCGCUUGGUCACCCGAUCGCCAGUGUCCUUUGGAAUUGGAUUGUAUUCAAGCCCAGCUACUUCUGUUAACCCACCUGUAUGACGAACUCCCAGUUAACCGUCCUCCAGAUUUGUUUGAUCAACUCGAUGAGGACAUUACGACCUAUUAUGUCGGUGAUAAAAGUGCUUGGGCUCGCUUGCGCGAUCUAUGGUUCAUAUCCAGCAGCCAAUCCGGUUCGCAGUGUUUCUACAAAUUGCCUGACCUAUCUCCGUUUGUCUUCCCAAUGCCCCAAUUUCACUGCUCUGAGUUCUCCAGACCUGAUCAUUUCACAUUUGAGCCCUCGACUGACGGAGGCGCCCCCCGACCGUGUAUAUCAAACGAACUUCGAUGUAGGCUCAUUGAAACUAACCAGGAGAUUUUGAUAGCGGGAGCCCUGUGGUCGCUAUCAACACAGGAGAUAUUGGAUACGCUGCAUAGUUUAACUCCAUAUGUUCUCACUGACAACACCGUUGAUGUGCUCCGUCGGCAGCUUGAGUCACAUCUAUCUCAUUGUGAUGAGUCAUCGCAAAGCGCAAUUCAAGUGCACAUUGAACGCCUCAAUGACAAGAGAAUACAACCUGUUUUCACGGAUUUGGAUUUGAGGGGCUCUUCCAGUGAUCCUGUCAACUUCAGUGUAAACCUACCAGCAGUGGAUGGAUCCGAAUGCCAGAAUCCAAAUAACCUUGAACACCCAAUACAUUUACCAGAUAUUGCUUCGGAUUCUUUCUGGUAUCAACUGGUUGCUGUUCUUAAACCCAUGGAUUCAGUUCGCCAAGCCGGCCUGAUUUGCGAUGCCACUCAUCUCGUUAUCUGCGAUUACACUGUGGGGACCAAAUGGCUGUUUCAGAUAGACCACGAGUUGGCUAUUUUAGAGUCAACUACUCGAAAAUCUCGCGGUCGAAUGAGCACACGAAAAUCGCCUGCGAAACACAAAUCUGUCACAAUUGAAGAUGCAGCUACAUUCUUUCAUUCGCUUUGUGACAAUAAAGCAUUAAUCAGACUUUUCCAGCCGCUCAUCUCUAUUUGUGUACAUCUAGAGCAAGAGCCUCAGAUUGUCGGCACGCGGUUCAUGAAUCGAUUGAAGACUGUUGUUUCUUCGAAUCUAACUCUUACGGACAUCCGUCAGUGUCUAGCCAACUUGGCACUCUUCACUGGUAUUACAGUUGGGUCAAGACCUCCACUCUCUGUUGAUGUGUCAUCUGGGAGUGCUGCAUCCUCGCCCUCGUUAUCUGAGCUUCCAAUUAACCCCGUGUCAUCAACAGAUUCCGAACGCAUUGACGGCCUCUUCCUUGAUUCGAUCCAGACUUUCGGGCUGACUGAGUUAAUCUGUACUAAGGAGGAGGGUGCACUGUGUCCCGAAUCACCUGAGUCACGCCCGCUUAAGGAGCAAAUCCUACGGCCCAUUUUUUAUCAAAGCACUUCGACAGCAUGGAAAUGUUCCGAAUAUCUGCUGACAGAGCUACUCGAUCAAGCAGACACUUCGUUCUUGAAUGAAUGUGUCCGUGAUUUACUUCAGUCGAAACAAUCGGCUAAAUUAAAUUGCACGCGUUUCCUGGAUUUCCUGCACUCUGUUCUAACUUUGCCUCGUCUGACUUAUCCCGUGCCUCGAUCAGAACCGCGCGAUCGUCCUGAUGCUGUCACGGCCUUGAGUGAGCUUCUUCUUCUCAAUGUAUCAGAGUCUUAUCAAUUGCUCAACUUUGUGCUUCAAGAAGCAUGCGAUGAAAUGUUACUGGCUUCAUCUGUUGAUCCCAAGUCAUCAGAUUCUUUACUUGCCAAGCGAACACCACUACUUGAUCUGGCUGUGACUCGCUGGCCGAACCGUUGCAUCCAUUAUCUUGAAGCUUUAUCAGGGUUCUUUCCCCUUGAGGAGAGUUUACUUCCUGGGGACUCUUCGGUUGACACAGAUCCUUCUCAACACUGUUUACGACAAGCUUGGCGCCCACUUGCGCAAAGGUUGCUUGUUCACCUCUACCUGAGAUGGCCCGGUUUGGUUUAUUUGAUGCGUUCCUGUGAGGCAAGACAACUGGUUCGAUAUCGGAUUUCCUCAUCCCCAAGCAUGAACGAGGAGACUAACUGUGUCAAAGAGAUGUAUACGGCGCCUCCAUUUGAGAUCGAUCGCCUGGGUUCACUUAUCCUUGUCGGACUGACUUCUGCCAACAGCACAGUUUGUGGAACGGCGCGACAUGCCACCCAAGCCAUGGCGAUAUAUCAUCCGCACGCAUUUCUUCGUCUUUUACCUAUAUUGGCUGCUCUAAGUGAGGGUCGAGUUGGGUUGAGUUGGUCACAGUUUUCUGCCCGGUCUUAUCAUGUGCUCUUCGCUCACUUUCUCCGUUUGUUGGAGCUUCUGGCUUUUUCCACAAUACACGAUAAUACGGAAACUACUGUAUCUACUCCAACAGCAAAUGUGCUCGAGUACACGGGCACGCUAUUCAGCCCAUUGGCAACCGAAUAUAGUGAAUGCAUUGAUCGUCUACUUGCUAACCUGGUGAGUAUGCUUGCCCGAUUCUACACUCCAUCAAGGCGUCUAAAUGUAUUGGCCAAUAAGCUCGCUCGAUUGCUCGAGCUCUACUGCCAGAAUGCACCAUGGAUCACCGGUCCCACUAGAGGCAGCGCACUUCUGGAUGCGAAUCAAAAUGUGAUCAAUGAAGUGGAGAUUUUGGCCUCCGAACUCGAUGAGUUUCGUUAUGUGUUAAAUCUCCUCUCCUACAGUGUUAAUUCUGAUAAGGAGCAAAAUGAACAGACCAAUUCAGGUCGGUCUUCACUUUGCACCUUGAACUCUGGGAGCUUCAGUAAGCUGAACCGAAAAUGGAGUCUAUCCGCAAUUUCACCAUUCAUACAACAGCUGAGAAAUUUUGCCAAUGUUCGGGACAUUUUAUUGGUUUUAGAAGACUUGGACAAUGCCUCCAGACGACGGAUAGAUUCAUUGCUUUAUUUCAAGUCUGAAUUGCAGCGCUUGAUGAUACAUUCGGAUUCUACAGUUAGUACCUUGGCUGUCAAACUUCUGCUACGCCUUCUCGGCCAAUACCCACACCUGGCAUCUGAGACAGUGGAGUCUACAGUUAUUCCUUACUUAUCAACAAAGUUGACAGAUACCGAAUCUCUCAGCACCGCAGUCCUAACAGCUUUACCAGAUUUAUGUUUGCUCGCACCACAUUUGGGAUCCAAGAUUUUGCGAGUUUGCGGAUGUCGUUUGCUUUCUGGACUUCUCGAUGACUCGAGCUUUGCUCUUAUAGCAUCUGUGGAAGAGUCUGUCCGACAGCUAACUCUAGACGGCUUUGAUGAUGCGUCGAUCGAACACGCGGCAUCCGCCCUCGUCAGCCGAAGCAACGUUAUUCGUGGAACUUAAUCCUGCCUAUGUUUGGCAGUUGGUGUGUACAUAUUUACACAGUUAGCCCAAGCAUGCAUGUACAUAGCUUGCAACGAUCAUGCGGUUGCACUUUUGCCCCAAGUAUGAAAUAAAAGCACUUCCUUACCCCAUACGUUCUGACGCUUUAUAGUUUGAUUGGAUUUUCGUGUGCUCCUGCUAGCGUACUAAACACUCGACACUUAAUUGUUGCACUUGAUACACUCUCAGCUGUUAAAUCUUCGUAGUGAACAUGGAGCGUUUUGAAGCUUCCGCAUUGCCCAUCGUCUGGAUAAG